AAGGAACGUGUUUUUGGGUCGCUGUGUCUGUCUGUUUCUUUUCUCUGCCAAAUUUGUUAGAAAGAAAGGAACACAAAACAAACCAAGCAGCACCUCAAAUCCUAAAUUCUCAUUUCAAUUUCGUAUCGUUUUCUUUUGUUUCAUUCUUCACACAUAAUCAUCAUCAUCAUCAUCUUCUUCAAUCUUCACUUCGCUUCAUUCAUCACUAUUCAUUCACUCUCAUUCAUCAAAUUCAGAUCGAAUUCAUAAAUAUGGACUCUGAUUCUUCUUCUCCUUGGAACACUCCUUUAUCAUCAUCCUAUAAUUCCACCGUUACUUCUUCCAAAUCUUAUCUCUCCGCUCUUCAAUCUCGAUCAGAUAUGUUUAUGGGUGGUGGUUUUGAUGAAAAUGAUGUUGUUGAUGAUGAUGAUGAUGUCAAGGAAGAAUUUUUAUGCCCCUUUUGUUCUGACUAUUUUGAUAUCGUUGGAUUGUGUUGCCAUAUCGAUGAAGAACAUCCAGUUGAAGCCAAAAAUGGGGUUUGUCCUGUUUGUGCAUUGAGGGUCGGGGUUGAUAUGGUUGCACACAUUGCCCUACAACAUGGAAGCAUACUUAAGAUACAGCGAAAGAGGAAAUCACGGAAAGGUGGAUCUUAUUCAACACUAUCUUUAUUGAGGAAGGAGCUGCGAGAAGGAAAUUUGCAAUCCCUUUUGGGCGGGUCUUCAUGUAUAAUGUCAUCGUCUAAUGCAGCACCUGAUCCGUUGUUAUCAUCCUUUAUAUUGCCAGUAGCUGAUGACUUUUCCAGUUCUCAGAGUCAACCUAACUUUCAUACCGGGACAAGGCAAUCCAGAAAAAGCUCAGAUGAGACUCUAUCAAAGAAAAACGUGGAGACACCUACCUUGUCCGUCAAGGAUAAGGAAGAAAAGGAAAAAAGAUGUGAGUUUGUUCAAGGGUUAUUGCUGUCCACCUUCCUUGAUGACAUUUCAUGAAGGAAAUUCGUCGGUGAUGACUGCUGGUUGGCUGCAGCGGUGGCAGGCUUCUUUGAUCACACAUGCGAUCCCUACAACCUAUGGUAUGCCUAGUGAAGUUGUGAAUGUAUUUGAUCGUAGUGAAAUAAGAUGUGGAGAAUGAAUGUAAUUUAUGUUGUAUGUGAACUGAAAGUUUCGAGUUCAAGUAUUUCAUUUUAUCAUCCUUUAAUUUCAGACCAUAAGUAUUGAAUGAAAAUAGAAAAAGUUACUUUCCUACUGUA
Messenger RNA from Trifolium pratense (red clover), 1225 nucleotides. RefSeq names its product protein DEHYDRATION-INDUCED 19 homolog 3-like. NCBI's taxonomy places the organism in Eukaryota, Viridiplantae, Streptophyta, Magnoliopsida, Fabales, Fabaceae. The record is from RefSeq and is a predicted model, not a curated record. The transcript has 5 exons. Bases 252 to 965 code for a protein of 237 amino acids.